UGAGCCAAGGGGGCAUGGCAGCAGACAUUUGUCCAGAUCCUGGGAUUCCAGAGAAUGGGAAGAGGAUGGGCUUUGACUUUCAGUGGGUGCCUUUUCUUCACUCUUAUCAGGUUUGGCGUCAGUGUAAUGGGAACUGUGUGGAACAGCUUUAAUCGGGGCGAGCCCUGCUGUGUUGCAUUUUUAAACCCCCACUGUUAUGCCAUCACCAUUAGUGACUGCAAUUGCACCCCCUCAAUAGGUGAUAAGAUCCUCUUAGAGAAGAUGCCUUAAUUCAACAAGGGUCAUUACUUGUUUGUUAAGGAGGCAGACUUACUUAUCACCAUUAAAAACAAAGAAACUUGAGAAUGGUAGGGAACUUGUACACAGAGAAAAAAAAUGAUAUUUCGAGGAAGAAAGUCUGUCACAGCCAUAGAGGGGCCAGGGGUUGAUGGUGAGUUCUGUGCGGCAGGUCAGUCACUGACGGUCAUUUGUUUCUCCAACUCCCAUAGGGUCGGAGCCAGCAUCCAGUUUUCCUGCGAUGACAGCUAUGUGCUUCAGGGAUCAAAGAGCAUCACUUGCCAGAGAGUGACAGAGACGCUGGCUGCGUGGAGUGACCACAGGCCUAUCUGCCGCAGUAAGUGUGAACCCAGGCAGGCCAUUUCCCAUCCCAACACUUUCUGUUGGUACAUUUUCACAUCUCGUUAAGGGAGAUGGGGGACACGCACCAAUUGUGAGUAGGGUGUGUGGUGUUCAAUGGUGAGGGACUACAGUACAGAGAUUCUUGUAUUUCGAGGAUUUAACUGUUACCUACUACUAACCAGGUCAAAGACUUGAAUGUUCUAUAUUCUUCAUAUUACCAUGGCUUUACCUGGAAUUUUCAAAGGCUAUUCAAGAUUCAAUCCCCUUGAUUUAAAAGCAUUGAGAUGUCUUCUCUCUGUCUUUAUUGAGACUUGCAGUUGUUAGCCAUCUGUGAGAGGCAGUAACUGCAAGCUGUCUUCCUUUGAAGUGUUAAUAGCUGGGAUGAAUAUCACAUGAGCUCCCAAAAUGAUUAUGACUGCAUAGUAGGCUUUUGUUAGCACAUGCUGUGUACGAAAACAGAAAAGGGUUGUUUUUACUAUAUACAGCUGCGGAAAAAAUUAAGAGACCACUGCAAAAUUAUCAGUUUCUAAGGUUUUACUAUUUAUAGGUAUGUGUUUGGGUAAAAAUAACAUUUUUGUUUUAUUCUAUAAACUACUGACAACAUUUCUUCCAAAUUCCAAAUAAAUCUUUUGUAAUUUAGAGCAUUUAUUUGCAGAAAAUGACAACUGGUCAAAAUAACAAAAAAUAUGCAGUGUUGUCAGACCUCAAAUAAUGCAAGAAAAAUAAGUUCAUGUUCAUUUUUAAACAACACAAUAGUAAUGUUUCAGAAAUCAAUAUUUGGUGGAAUAACCCUGAUUUUCAAUCACAGCUUUCAUGCGUCUUGGCAUGCUCUCCUCCAGUCUUUCACAUUGAUGUUGGGUGACUUUAUGCCACUCCUGGCGCAAAGAUUCAAGCAGCUCGGCUUUGUUUGAUGGCCUGUGACCAUCCAUCUUCCUCUUGAUCACAUUCCAGAAGUUUUCAAUGGGGUUCAGGUCUGGAGAUUGGGCUGGCCAUGACAGGGUCUUGAUCUGGUGGUCCUCCAUCCACACCUUCAUUGACCUGGCUUUGUGGCAUGGCACAUUGUCCUGCUGGAAAAACCAAUCCUCAGAGUUGGGGAACAAUGUCAGAGCAAAAGGAAGCAAGUUUUCUUCCAGGACAACCUUGUACGUGGCUUGAUUCAUGCGUCCUUCACAAAGACAAAUCUGCCCGAUUCCAGCCUUGCUGAAGCACCCCCAGAUCAUCACCGAUCCUCCACCAAAUUUCACAGUGGGUGCGAGACACUGUGGCUUGUAGGCCUCUCCAGGUCUCCGUCUAACCAUUAGACGACCAGGUGUUGCCCAAAGCUGAAAAUUGGACUCAUCAGAGAAGAUGACCUUACUCCAGUCCUCUACGGUCCAAUCCUUAUGGUCUUUUGCAAACCUCAGCCUGGCUCUUCUUUUCUUCUCAUUGAUGAAGGGCUUUUUUCUAGCUUUGCACGACUUCAGCCCUGCCCCUUGGAGCCUGUUUCGAACCGUCCUCGCCGUGCACUUCACCCCAGCUGCCUUUUGCCAUUAUUUUUGUAGGUCAUAUGAUGUCAUCCUACGGUUGUUGAGUGACAUUCGAAUGAGUUGGCGGUCAUCCCGGUCAGUAAAGAGUCGUUUUUGCCCUCUGCCGGUCUGUAGCUUUGUUGUCCCCAAUGUCUGCUGCUUGACUUAUGAACCGCCGUCUUUGAAAUGUUAAGGAUGGAAGCUACCUGACGCUCACUGUAUCCCUCUGCCAGUAAAGCCAGAAUUGAACCUUUCUUUUCCUCACUCAAAACUUUCCUUUUCAACUCUUUUGUCAUGGUCAAUAGUUAUUUUUUGAUUAAUAUUACUUUUGAGGUACUAUUAGCACAAUUUUUGCCAUCCAGCUGGUCCUAUUGCAAGAGGAUAGUGAUGACCACAGCAGUGGUUUUUAUACAUUUCCCCGUUAAAUAAGAUUUGGUUCAGGUGAUCACCUAAUCAGUACCUAAUUCAGUAGAAUGAGGUGUGCCUGUGUUGGAAUUCAACAGACACUGGAAUGGAAUGGCUGUCAUACAUGUAGAGAUGCUGAUUUAAGAAACAUUUGCAGUGGUCUCUACAUUUUUUCCAGAGCUGUAUAUAUAUAUACACUAACGGUCAAAAGUUUUAGAACACCAACUCAUUCAACGGUUUUUAUUUAUUUUUACUAUUUUCUACAUUGUAGAAUAAUAGUGAAGACAUCAAAACUAUGAAAUAACACAUAUGGAAUCAUGUAGUAACCAAAAAAGUGUUAUACAAAUCAAAAUAUAUUUUAUAUUUGAGAUUAUUCAAAUAGCCACCCUUUGCCUUGAUGACAGCAUUGCACAUUCUUGGCAUUCUCUCAACCAGCUUCACCUGGAAUGCUUUUCCAACAGUCUUGAAAGAGUUCCCACAUAUGCUGAGCACUUGUUGGCUGCUUUUCGUUCACUCUGCCGUCCGACUCAUCCCAAACCAUCUCAAUUUGGUUGAGAUCGGGGGAUUGUGGAGGCCAGGUCAUCUGAUGCAGCACUCCAUCACUCUCCUUCUUGGUAAAAUAGCCCUUACACAGCCUGGAGAUGUGUUGGGUCAUUGUCCUGUUGAAAAACAAAUGAUAAACCCACUAAGCCCAAACCAGAUGGGAUGGUGUAUCGCUGCAGAAUGCUGUGGUAGCCAUGCUGGUUAAGUGUGCCUUGAAUUCAAAAUAAAUCACAGACAGUGUCACCAGCAAAGCACCCCCACACAUAACACCUCCUCCUCCAUACUUUACGGUGGGAACUACACAUGCAGAGAUCAUCUGUUCACCCACAACUCGUCUCACAAAUCUCCAAUUUGGACUCCAGACCAAAGGACAUAUUUCCACCGGUCUAAUGUAAAUUUCUCAUGUUUCUUGGUCCAAGCAAGUCUCUUCUUCUUAUUGGUGUCCUUUAGUAGUGGUUUCUUUGCAGCAAUUCGACCAUGAAGGCCUGAUUCACACAGUCUCCUCUGAACAGUUGAUGUUGAGAUGUGUCUGUUACUUGAACUCUAUGAAGCAUUUAUUUGGGCUGCAAUUUCUGAGGCUGGUAACUCUAAUGAACUUAUCCUCUGCAGCAGAGGUAACUCUGGUUCUUCCAUUCCUUUGGCGGUCCUCAUGAGAGCCAGUUUCAUCAUAGCGCUUGAUGGUUUUUGCAACAGCACUUGAAGAAACUUUCAAAGUUCUUGAAAUGUUCCGUAUUAACUGACCUUCAUGUCUUAAAGUAAUGAUGGACUGUCGUUUCUCUUUGCUUAUUUGAGCUGUUCUUGACAUAAUAUGGACAUGGUAUUUUACCAAAUAGGGCUAUCUGCUGUAUACCCCCCCUACCUUGUCACAACACAACUGAUUGACUCAAACGCAUCAAGAAGGAAAGAAAUUCUACAAAUUAACUUUUAAGAAGGCACACCUGUUAAUUGAAAUGCAUUCCAGGUGACUACCUCAUGAAGCUGGUUGAGAGAAUGCCAAGAGUGUGCAAAUCUGUCAUCAAGGCAAAGGGUGGCUAUUUGUAGAAUCUCAAAUAUAACAUAUAUUUAGAUUUGUUUAACACUUUUUUGGUUAGUACAUGAUUCCAUACGUGUUAUUUCAUAGUUUUGAUGUCUUCCCUAUUAUUAUACAAUGUAGAAAAUAGUAAAAAUAUAGAAAAACCCAUGAAUAAGUAGGUGUUCUAAAACUUUUCACCGAUAGAGUAUAUUUUUUACAUUUGCUAUCAAUAUAGCAUUAAAAAUAGUUUUCCAGAUUGCGUUUUGGCAACAAAAAAAUAGGAAUGCAAAUAUUGGGUCGCGACUGAGACAACCUGGUUCAAUAUCGGUCCUGAGGUGAGAUCUGCAGAGUUCUAACUUUCAAAGCCAUAGAGGACACAGGCCUCCAGAAAACAUUAAUCAAAAUGAAAUGAGGCAGUAUGUCAACCAUCCAGAAGGAAGAGUAACCAUGUUUGACAAUUUCUUAGCACCUUUCCUGGGAAGUACUGAUUGAUCCAGAUACUUUUUGUCACAGCAUCACCCAGUAAAACCUUUAAGAAUAACACUCUACUACCACCUCACCCCCAAACUUCUCUCCUCUACCACCUCCUCCAUGCGGAGCUAAGUAACCGGUAAAAGCCAUUAAAUGUGAAGUUAAAAAGCCUCCAGGCCAGAGAUCCACUGCUGCUCUUUUCUCUCCCGGAUGGGCAUGAUCCCAGGUGAUUACUUAGUUAAUUAUAGAAUGUGUUUCCGACCUGUAAAUGAAGAAUGUGCUCGUUUUGGCAUUUUUUUCUACCGACUCUAUGGAACCCUCUGACUCUUCGAUAAUUAACAGGCGCACAGCGUAGUCAUCAGAGAUUUCAUAAUUAAUAUUUUUCAGCUUCACCUCUUGAUGAUUUCACUCACCAAUCCUCAGCUGUUGUGGAGAGGAUAAAGUUUGAGUAAUUAAAAGGCACUGUUUUGUAAACAAGCAUGUUGGCUUCCAGCCUUUCAGUGAAUGAUACCACUGUAGAUACCUCUUCUUAGUAGGCUGGAAUUCAACCUUAAGAUUCCAGACACAUUUUCUAUGAGAAAGUGUCCAUAGUCGUGGAAUGAAUGCAUUCCACGACUAACUGUUUUACAGAAAAUGUACAGCAGUGUCAAGUCUAUUUCUGGAGUUGGUUGAGGUUAUUGCUUUACCUAAUGGCUCAUCUUUCUCAGUGUGAUUGUGGGAUGUAUAUCACCUGUUGAUCAUUGCAUUGUUGUUUCCAAUGUAGCAUCCAUAUAAUUUCUGAUAGAUGUAUUUUAUUUUAUUUCAACAGCGAGAACAUGUGGCUCUAAUUUAAGAGGACCAAAGGGCUUCAUCACCUCCCCUAAUUACCCUGUUCAGUAUGAAAAUAAUGCCCACUGUGUCUGGGUCAUAACAGCAGUGGACAAUGGGAAGGUGAGUCAGAUUUAUUUUCUUCUUUCUUUCACUUAAACACAGUAAGUUAUCAGCAUUCAUAUACUUGCUAAUGAAUCCCCCUGCAAGGUGAAUGGUUCAACUUCAAUCAUUUAAUUCAUUUUUUGUUGUAUUUUGCAAGUUGAGUAUCGAGGCAAAAUCAAAAUAUUUUGGAGGCAGUCUGAGAGAUUUUUUUGCUCCAAAUAUAUUUUGUUGUGACAGUGACCCAAUAGGAAACAUCUUAUGAAAGACAAAAUGUUCUGUAAUGCAAAAUAGUAUGUUAGGCAUGAACCUUGACAUUAUGACAAAUGUGUGCUGUGUUUAUAUGUACCCUGCAUGAUGCCAAACAACCCAUGACUUCAUUGGAUGACUUCAUUGGCAUUGUUAAUUAAACAUUUCAUUAUCAUGCAUUGUUUUUAUUCAGCGAUUAAACAAUUUGUUUUUACUUGGCAUACUCCAUGUUUAUUUCAUUUUCUUUCAAUAAUAAACUCCACAAGUUAACGGCAAGAAUGGAGAUGAUUUCUGUGAGAAAAAUAAAAGACAACAAAACACAAAAGAAACCCCAAAAAUUAUAUUGUAUUAUUUUAAUUCAGUCACCUCAAUGUCAGAAAAGUUUCAAGAGCAAUAUUGGAAUCAUGCUGGUGCAAUGUAUACAUACCUAUUCCAUGGUGGGGUGGGAUCCAAGCACGUAAUUAUGAUUAUGUUACCGUAUUAAUGCAAUGCCAUUGUGUGCAUUAGCAUACAAAUGGCAUUAAAAUCACUAAAUGAUCAUAACAAAUAUGAGGCAAAAUAUCAGAAAAAAAUCUAAUUUUAUAAAGAGGGCCCACUUGAAACUGUUAAAUUAAUGAUUUCUACUUGUCUUUUAUAUCCCUUGUGCAACGUAGGGGUCAGAGCACUAAAGAUAAAGCAAACAGUAAUUAAUAUCUCCUGCUGUAAAUUAUGGAUACUUCAAGAAAGAGUGCCUUAAAGGAAAUGGAACUCUUCAAAGUGAUUGGAAAUUAAUAAUCAGUUGGCUGCAGUAGCGGUGCGUGGGUAAAAUCUCUGGGGAAGCCAAGCCCCCCAAAAAGCCAUAUUACAACCUAUGUGCUGUGAUAAUUGCGCUGUUUGCUCUAUAACCUGUUAAUUCAUAUGCCUUGACACCGUGCUAUAUAGGCCUAAAAGCAGAGACAAUAAGAAGACACAGUGGCAGAAUACAUUCAACCCACACCUUUGUUUUAUCACAAAACCGGAUCGCAACCUCUGUCCAGUGUCCACAAAGCAUAUUGCAUGUACAGUAACAGACAGCAUGGUCAAGCAAGUCAAUCCAAAAUGUUUGGACCACUAAACAACUAUUGAUUUAGAACCACAGAGAGUUACCGCAAGUCGCAAAGAAAACAGGAGCUGCCUCCACUAUUCCAGCACCAUUUCAACUUCAACAUUUCAACAUCAUAAAGUCACCUCUGCUUAGUCUAGUACAGUGACAACUAAAACAUACCAAAAACAAUUUAGUCCAAUCAACGUAAGCUAAAUAUGAUGUGGCUGUCCAUGGUUCUGAUUUCUGUGUGUGUGUGUGUGUGUGCGUGUGUGUGUGUGUGUGUGUGUUGUGCGUGCGCGUUCGUGCAAGUAGAAGAACAUGUUGACUUACCCUACUUGUAGAGAAACGCCAAUGCCAUCCUCCUCUCUUUCAUGUUGACAAAACGGUUCUAUUACUUUGUCAUACAGUACACGCUUUUAUUUUUUGUUGUCCUAGGCUACCUGGCUAAAAUGCUUGCUCGCUAGCCUAACUUCCAUUCAUGGGCAACGUUAGCUAGUUAACAUAAGACUUCUACAUCUGGCUACAUAUUGAACUUCCAUCCUCUCAGGCCAGGGGCACAAAAAUGUAUGAAUUAAUGGUUGGAACAGAAUCGCCGUUAUAAUCGUUGGCCAGUACGGAGAAUUAAGUAAAACCACAAGUCCAAAUCCCUAUCUCCAUCCAUGGCUAAUUUAGGAAAGGACCAAUUUUAGCUAGCUGGCUAGCUAGCCACCGGAGGACAACAACACAAAUAAAUGCAACAAUUCAAGUUUUUCUGUCAAUGACGUAUGCUCCCAAUGGGAUUUGACAGGAGUGACACCAAAUCCAAGCUGGCUUCCCUUGACACUUUUUUUUGGUGCGCCAGGACCAUUCACAGUUGAGCUCGCUCAGUUUAGCUCAAGGCUGAUUGGCACAUUUUCUAUACUUUUUUUGUCAAGGAAGGCCAGAUGCUUGCUGGCUUGCCUUGCCUUCAAUGCUACAGGCGGCAACAUUGCAAUACUCAUUUGGACCAGACAGCAUCAGAAAGAUGGCCUACACGUAGAGAGACAGAGGGGCGCUGUUUCGCUCGCUCGGAUGCUUUCUCCUGUGAGAUAGAUUCAGCCUCUUGCGAACUGAAGGAAAAGUAUGAAACACAGAGAGAUUAAAGAUUAAAUAUCUAUAUAUUUUUUUUUAUUAGUCCAUUUUUUGGGAAAGCCUGGCUUCCCUUGGCAUCCAUGAAUACACGCCACUGCUUGGCUGUAAAUUGCUGAAUCUCUGAUGCAUAUGUAUUUGUGCAUGUGACCACCAGUAUUUGUUAUGUUGCCAUUAACACUGUCCACCCAAAACCAAAUCUCCCUAUGAACAUAAUUAACGGGACUUCAUUUUCUUGGGGCUAAUGCUGCAGCUACAAAACAGCACUCGGGUCAAUUAAGUCAAGGCAGAAAUUACUUUACAAAGUAGUUUGAGAAUGAUGUUAAAAGUUUGACAUGUCACUCAGAUAUUCAGCAUGCCCAAAUUCAGCAAAAACCUCUGACAGAUAAGAUUGGAGGUACACUACAUUACCAAAAGUAUGUGGACACCUGCUCGUCGAACAUAUCAUUCCAAAAUCAUGGGCAUUAAUGUGGAGCUGGUCCCCACUUUGCUGCUAUAACAGCCUCCACUCUUCUGGGAAGGCUUUCCACUAGAUGUUGGAACAUUGCUGCGGGGACUUGCUUCCAUUCAGCCAUGAUCAUUAGUGAGGUCGGGCACUGAUGUUGGGCAAUUAGGCCUGGCUCGCAGUCGGCAUUCCAAAUUAUCCCAAAUGUAUUUGAUAGGGUUGAGGUCAGGGAUCUGUGCAGGCCAGUCAUGUUCUUCCACACCGAUCUCGACAACCCAUUUCUGUAUGGACCUCGCUUUGUGCACGGGACAUUGUCAUGCUGAAACAGGAAAGGACCUUCCCCAAACUGUUGCUACCAAGUUGGAAGCACAGAAUCGUCUAGAAUGUCAUUGUAUGCUGUAGCGUUAAGAUUCCCCUUCACUGGAACUAAGUUGCCUAGCCCAAACCAUGAAAAACAGCCCCAGACCAUUAUUCCUCCUCCACCAAACUUUACAGUUGGCACUAUUCAUUGGGGCAGGUAGCGUUCUCCUGGCAUCCGCCAAACCCAGAUUUGUCCGUUGGACUGCCAGAUGGUGAAGCGUGAUUCAUCACUCCAGAGAAUGCUUUUCCGCUGCUCCAGAGUCCAAUGGCACCGAGCUUUACACCACUCCAGUCAACGCUUGGCAUUGCGCAUGGUGAUCUUAGGCUUGUGUGCGGCUGCUCGGCCAUGGAAACCCAUUUCAUGAAGCUCCCGACGAACAGUUCUUGUGAUGACAUUGCUUACAGGGGCAGUUUGGAACUCGGUAGUGAGUGUUGCAACCAAGGACAGAAGAUUUGUACGCGCUUCAGCACUUGGCGGUCCCAUUCUGUGAGCUUGUGUGGCCUACCACUUCGCGGCUAAGCCGUUGUUGCUCCUAGACCUUUCCACUACAGCACUUACAGUUGACCGGGGCAGCUCUAGCAGGGCAAAAAUUUGACGAACUGACUUUUUGGAAAGGUAGCAUCCUAUGACUGUGCCUCGUUGAAAGUCACUGAGCUCUUCAGUAAGGCCAUUCGACUGCCAGUGCUUGUCUAUGGAGAUUGCAUGGCUGUGUGCAAUUUUUUUUUUACACCUGUCAGCAACGGGUGUGGCUGAAAUAUCAGAAUCCACUAAUUUGAAGGGGUGUCCACAUACUUUUGUAUAUAUAGUGUAUCUUCCAGUUAGUACAUGUUCCUUAGAGGUUUGGAUUAAUUAAAUGGGUUCAAACUUUAAAUCGUCUUCCAAUGGCUGAAGAUCUGUCAAAUGUUCCUAUCUGUCUCCUGUGCAGACUGAUACGUUUGUUCCUUUUCUUUAAACCUAUUCUCAAUUACUUUUGCAGUUAGUAUAGUGUAGAAUUAUAUUAAAUUAGUCUAUGUUUUGUAAUAAAAUUACUCUUCUGAAAGUUGUUUUUACCUGUAGUUAUUGCAAGAAGCAAGUGCCCUUUUUAACGUACUUGCUGUGGAAGUCAAGUUUUCAUUAUUUCCUUCUCUAAUUUGUGGCAUGUCAUUAUUCAAACAUGAGCAUUUAUCUUGGUGGAAAACUUGGGUUUUGAAAACAUUCUAAAAGAGACUCAAAGAUGGCAGAGAUUGAACAUCCCAGAGUCUCUUGGGAUAGUGAGCCAACAGUUGUUCUUCUUUCUCGCUACCUUAUUUUUACUUUUUGAAACAAACCGGUGAGUUUUUUAGAACACAUGGACGUCACUGACACAGUAGCUGUCAAUCAGAUCUAAUGAACGUCCAUUCUGGGGCUGUUGUUGCUAGUUUGGGAAGAUAUGAUACUCAAGUUUUGGGCCUAGGAAUGAUGUUCUCCAUCUAAUUGGAAGAAGGAUUGCUUUCAAAGUAUGUGCAGGUCAGAGUGUGAAGAACCUCAUAAAAGGUUUCUUUCUUCAGAUCUGUUCUUCAGCUAAUAUUUUCUCACAUUAAGUACAAGUAGUGCUGCCUCAUCAUAUCCCUUGUUGAUUUGUGAUCAUAAGCCAACCAUAAUGUGUUACAUUGAUUCCACAAGUGUAUGUAUAGGAUAGGUCUAGAUGUCCACAGCUCAAUGAACCAUCCAGGUACUAACAAUGCCUACCAGUUUACCCUCUAACAAGAUAACACUAUUGUUAAUAGGGAAUAUUCUAUUUUGGAAAUUGCACCUCAAACGACUUUGUUCAUGUCUGGAGCAAGUUUUGAUUAAUUUUGUUACCACAUUUAGCGGACACAAUAAUUUGAAUGUUUUAACUCACAUUUGGACUUAAAUGUUACAAUAUGCUCUAAACUGAGCUGUGUUUUUCCUGAGUCACCUGGCAAACCAUCAUACGUCAGACUAGGUUACCCCAAGGAGUAUAAUCAAUUCAGUAAUUCAUUUAGUCAUUGACACAUUAAUAUAUUUACCCCCCAAUGUGUUAGUGUUUGUGUAUGUAACUGGUAGACAGUAUUCAUAAACAAAUAGUGUGAUGUUUUUGACACAACAAAGUCGUUGGGACACAAAACAGUGGGCAAAAUGUAUAGUGACAGGUGUCCAACCAGACAUUGAUUAUUUUGGAUGAGUUACAAAACAUCAACAAUCUCUACAAAGUCACAGGGAGAUUUUAAAAGCAUUUUAGAGGUCUUAUCAACAAUUGAAGACAAAACAGAAUCAUUGAACCAGUCGUCAUGCCUUUCGGUUCUGAAUAAAACAAAUAAAUCAAUAGUGCCCUAAAAUAUGAUCAACAAGCCAGUUAAAGGAACAAUCACCAAGAUGUGCUGUCAGCAUGCAAUUGUGUUCAUAUAGACCAUGAGUUCUGUUUUCUCCAUUGCUAAGUCUUCUGUAAAAACCCUAUUGGUUUUUGACAGGGUAAUUUGAGAGGGUGGUAAUGUAGACUUCUCAUUUAAGAUUGCCUUAAACCACUUACUAUGAAACCAAGUUUGACAUUCCACACAGAUUGCUUGUCCAAAAACUUCAGAGGUGCUCACAGUUGCGUAGAAAACAACAACAUAUGUUUACCUCUGUUGACGGUAUGUUAUCCCAAGACAUAAGAGAAGACUAGUAAAAUAUCCCAACAAUACAGGUGUCACUUGUUUCAGGAUAUACUGUACAUACUGUUAUGGCACAGCUUUAGGGAGUCACCAUGGACAUGGAUAUUGUAGUGACACAGAAAUGAAAGGCUCUCCAUAUUCUAUUGUAACUGUAAAUGGCAGGUCAGUGUGUAAUUGCUAAUUUAGUCUUAGCCCUGUCUGUCUCUCGGCUUGUAUUUUGGCUUGUUCCAAUCAUCAUGACUUCAUCACAUUGCUACAUGUUUUUGUACGGUGUCUGUUUUUUAUUAUUAUUUAUGCAUAGUUCGGUAAUUCAAUCUUAGCGCACAUUGGUUUUCUGCAGUGCGAUUUCUCUCAGGUGGCUUAUGCUGUAUUGGAAUUGUCAGUGGUGUUAUGCCAACAAAGAUUGACAUUUCAUGGACAUUGGAUUGCCACAAUGACCCUUAGACAAUUUUUUGUUUUUGUGCGCUUUGAAGUGCAUUGCAUGACGAUUGAUAUAGAAACAGAAGGUGCAGCAGUCUAAUUAAACACACGUUUAUCAAAUCUACAUACAGUACCAGUCAAAAGUUUGGACACACCUACUCAUUCAAGGGUUUUUCUUUAUUUUAACUAUUUUCUACAUUGUAGAAUAAUAGUGAAGACAUCCAAACUAUGAAAUAACACAUAUGGAAUCAUGUAGUAACCCAAAAAGUGUUAAACAAAUCAAAAUAUUUUUGAUAUGAGAUUCUUCAAAGUCGCCACCCUUUACCUUGAUGAGAGCUUUGCACACUCUUGUCAUUCUCUCAACCAGAUUCAUGAGGUAGUCACCUGGAAUGCAUUUCAAUUAACAGGUGUGCCUUGUUAAAAGUUAAUUUGUGGAAUUUAUUUCCUUCUUAAUGCGUUUGAGCCAAUCAGUUGUGUUGUGAUAAGGUGUGUGGGGGGUAAACAGAAGACAGCCCUAUUUGGUAAAAGAGAGAGUCCAUAUUAUGGCAAUAACAGCUCAAAUAAGCAAAGAGAAACGACAGUCCAUCAUUGUGUUAAGUUCAAUUAAAAUAUAUAUUAUUCUUGUUUUAGUAGCCAUUGGUCAUUGAAGGAACAUUUGUGUGUUAGAUCUUGCCCCAAGCUAUUGUUGUCAUUAAUCUCUGCAAUGUCCGAGUUUAGUAUACAGUGCCUUCAGAAAGUAUUCAUACCCCUUUAAUUUACUUUAAAAUUGAUUAAAUUGAGAUUUUGUGUCACUGAUCAACACACAAUACCCCAUAAUGUCAAAAGUGACAUUUUUGCGUAUAUUUUUUAAAAUUAUUAAUAAAAAAUUAAAAGCUGAAAUGUCUUCAGUCAAUAAGUAUUCAACUCCUUUGUUAUGGCAAGCCUAAAUAAGUUAACAUGAUUUGUGAAUGACUACUCCAAUGCUGCUAUAAGCACAGGCAAAAUCCUAGAGAAAAACCUGCUUCAGUCUGCUGUCCAACAGACAGGACAAUAACCUAAAACACAAGGCCAAAUCUACACUGGAGUUGGUUACCAAGACGACAUUGAAUGUUCCUGAGUGGCUUUAAAAUCUAUGGCAAGACUUGAAAAUGGCUGUCAAGCAAUGAUCAACAGUCAAUUUGACAGAGCUUCAAGAAUAUUAAAAAGAAUAAUGGGCAAAUAUUGUAGAAUCCAAGUGUGCAAAGCUCUUAGAUACUUACCCAAAAAGACGCACAGCUGGAAUUGCCGCUAAAGGUGCUUCUACAAAGUAUUGACUCAGGGGUGUGAUUGUAAAUGAGAUAUUUCGGUAUAACUUUUCUUAUAAAUUUGCAAACAUAUCUAAAAAUACUUUGUCAUUAUGGGGUAUUGUGUGUAGAUAGGUAGAAAAGUCAAGGGGUAUGAAUACUUUCUGAAGGCAAGGUACAUGGCAUGGUGAGUUAUCAGAGGCUCCUGAAAAGAAAACUGGCUAUCAGUGAACUUGUACUCAAGGGUUUAGGCUCUCACAUUGAUCAUUCACUUUUGGCCCUUUGGCUUGCUACUACACAUUUCAGUGAGGAUUGCCCAACCUACACAGGUAAUAUAUUAGUGCUUCAAGUCUCAGAAAAAAAAAUAUGGAUGGGAACAAUGGUUAUUUAAUGGCCCAAAUGAGAUAAUUUUAGGAUGUUGAUAAUGGGUUUGUCCUAAUUAAGCUUUAUUUCUUCCCUUCAAGCAAUCUCCGCUCAAAUCCAAUUCUCUUUUAAUUGCCUUUCUUCCUGUACAGGCAUCAAAUGUGGAGGCAUCUUUUUUUCUCAAGGCUUUGUUCGUGCUCUUUUGCAUUUCAUCAUUGCAUUGCCACCCCAAAAUAAUUUGUAAAUGUAUUUCAUGGUUUCAUUAUUUCAGCCUCCCUGGUAGCAGUGGCAGGGUUGCUUUUUACACAUACUAUGCAAUGAGAAUUAAUCGGUCAUCACAGCACAUCCAAAACACGUGUUUGAAAUGAUAAAGCUUCAGCAGCUGCAAUGUUGCUGUCUUUUGCAGCUCUAAUAUGAUGAAGCUAUGUUUUGCCAUGGUGCAUACCAAAGAGUACCAUGAUGUUUUUAUACAUAACAUGCUAAAAGACUCAUUAUUAUUGUAUGGGCUCUAUGGUUAGAAUUAAAUCAUAGCGCAUUACACUUUUGAUGCAAAACCACAACAAUCUUGAAAUAUUUGUUUAAAUCCCAACCACGGUUGACACAGUAUGGAUUGUUUACUUUUUGCAUGAUUUGAAAGGCAAUUUGUUAUGACUGAAUUCCGACCCAAGUCUUUUAAUUGACACAGUUUCUAGGAAAACAAAGCAUAUAAGAAUGAAUAGAAAGAGAAAAAAAACGAAGCGUUGUGUAGUACAAAUAGUACAAUUGCAAAAUGGUUUAUGGCCAUGCUAUCGUGGCUGUCCUUGAACCAAUGGAACAUUUAUCCUUUUUUGAACAGGUUAUUAAGCUUGCCUUUGAGGAGUUUGAUCUUGAGAGAGGAUAUGACACGCUAACAGUGGGGGAUGGAGGGAAGAUUGGCGAUGCCAGGAGAGUGCUCUAUGUGUGAGUACCCUGAAUUUAUCAUUUACUAUCUCUGACUAUCCCUCCAGCAUUCACUGUAUGAUUUUUUUAAAGUUACACAGACCUACUACUGCAUGCUCUAGUCUACACAGAUGAAAUAGGACAAUACAUUGUGCAGUUAUUCAGAUAAUACAUUGAACAUAAUUGUCAUGUAAUUAAUACACAUUUACCCUUUACUUGAAAAUACUGGCCAAAGCUUUUGGAGCAUAAAAACAAUAAAUCGAGCUUCUGAUGUGAGUAAGAGACAAUAAGUCAAUGAGUCAUUGAGUUCCAUGUGAUGUGUUUCAGGCUGACAGGGUCCAGUGUUCCUGACCUGAUAGUCAGUAUGAGCAACCAGAUGUGGCUCCAUCUCCAGUCUGAUGACACCAUUGGGUCCCAAGGGUUCAAGGCCCUAUAUGAAGGUAUGCUUUCCAUACUCUUUGAGAACAUAUACAAUGGUCUGCCAAAAAAUGGAUUUGGUCCGGUUUUAAACCCUGUACAUCUACCAUUUCAUGUUGAGGCCAUGCUUAUUUGAGUCUCAUAGUUGGUGCCACUUUUCCGCAUACAUAAAAUAUGAUAUGAAAGAUAUGUGUUGGUCUGCCCAGCAUGUCCUUGUAACUAGUCAACUAUAUGUGAAUUUCUUUACACCCUGUAGAAUGUUCACUGUAUGCCCAGCCAAGUCAUAAAUUCUAUAGAUUCAGCGAAAGAUUAAAGCAAAUGGGUCAGCAUAUGUGCUUGACACAGACACUGAUAUGUUAGAGUUCUCCAAAUGAAAUGCACUGGCUGGUUUUGGAUAGGCUACCAAAUAACAUCAAAGCAAAGUUCUAUGAAUAUAUCUAAGCAUCUGUUUCAAUAAACACUAAUGUGCAGAAUUUGCUUCCACCAGCAUAAACGGUAAUUCAUUUCCAGUAUCAGAUGGUCGGACUAAUUCCUUCCAACUGACGAAUAGCAAUGAACUUGCACUAAUAAGUCAUGUGUUGACUGGGCACAGUGUGCCACUCUGGCAAAGUCAGACCCACAUUAAAGUAGUGUCAUGCUGUGAGAGUGGAAGAGAUUUUCGUUACUGAUACAUACUGAAGUACAGUUUACUUAGGCCCCUAUUCAAUAAAAUAUUUUGUGUGGAAACAUUGUACGGAAAGUCUGUUGUCACCACCAUCAACUUUCCAUUUAGAGAUUAAUUAAGAUGUUACUAUUACCCCUUCAUACACAAGUCUCAACCCUUACUUUAUAUUGUCACACUGACAGUUUGCACAAUUGACAGCUCAACAAAAUGCAUAACCCUGCACAAUGACACCACCUCAAUUAACUUUGUGUAAACCCAAUUUCACACUAGUGCCUACCGUCCGGGUACCAUGUUUGACAGCAAAACCACUGAGUACAAGAAGUGGGACUUAUUGUCAGGGGGCCCCAUACAGUAGGUGUCCAUGUCUACUGUAUCUGGGGGAGUAUUCAGUCAGCCUUGUUCACCUGUAUUAUGCAUCAUAUAAUUACAUCUGUGUGAGAAAUGCUGGCAACACCAAGUGAUACCUAUAUAUGAACUAUUUGAAACAUUCAUAACCCAUAAGUAAUUGCUUGUGUAAAUGAUGAAGCAAUCAGUUAGAGGGAAGAGAAUCAUGGUAUCCCAAUAAGACAUACUAAUAAAAAAGAUAUGUUCUAAAGACUGUCUAUAGAUACAUAUAAAUCAGUAAAUCUCCACAGAAAAUAAUGAACGUUAAGUAUUAAGUAUUCGAAUAAUUACAUAAUACCAUCAAACUCACUUUGUAAGCCGGUAAGCAUUUCCUUUAGGCAGAGGCUCCUAGUAAAUACUGUAGUUACCCCUAACUUGUACUUGAUUUCCUUCUUUAAUUCCUUCCUGUAGCACAUUCUAUGGGCAUAUUUCUUAUUUAUUCUGUGACAUGAUUCCGAUUUUCUGUCAUACAACAGGGUAAGGUGGGCUCAUUGCGAGAUAAUGUAUUUUGAGGGAUGUCUCACAAGAGGGCUGUAUAAGAGGGAACAAAAGUGUGUUUUUGUUGUCAUGCAUUUCCAGAUACAUUACAAUGCGAGAUCAGAGCCAAGUAAACCCGUUGCUAUGGAAAAAUGGAAACAUGAGCUUUAUUCACUGAGCUUUAUUCGGUGGAACUACAGUCUCUUAUAUAAAUAUACACUCCCUGUCAAAAGUUUUAGAACACCUGCUCAUUCAAGGGUUGUUAUUUAUUUUGACUAUUUUCUACAUUGUAGAAUAAUAGUGAAGACAUCAAAACUAUGAAAAAACACAUAUGGAAUCAUGUAGUAACCAAAAAAGUGUUAAACAAAUCAAAAUAUAUUAUAUAUUUGAGAUUCUUCAAAUAGCAUCCCUUUGCCUUGAUUACAGAUUUGCACACUCUUGGCAUUCUCUCAACCAGCUUCACCUGGAAUGCUUGAAGGAGUCUUGAAGGAGUUCCCACAAAUGCUGAACACUUGUUGGCUGCUUUUCCUUCACUCUGCGGUCCAACUCAUCCCAAACCAUCUUAAUUUGGUUGAGGUCGGGUGAUUGUGGAGGCCAGCUCAUCUGAUGCAGCACUCCAUCACUCUCCUUGGUCAAAUAGCCCUUACACAGCCUGGAGGUGUGUUGGGUCAUUGUCCUGUUGAAAAUUAAAUGAUAGUCGCGCUAAGCCCAAACCAGAUGAGAUGGCGUAUCGCUUUUAACUUUUAAGAAGGCACACCUGAUUAAUUUAAAUCCAUUCCAGGUGACUACCUCAUGAAGCUGGUUGAGAGAAUGCCAAGAGUGUGGAAAGCUGUAAUCAGGGAAAAGGGUGGCUAUUUGAAGAAUCUCAAAUAUAAAAUAUAUUUUGAUUUGUUUAACACUUUUUUGGUUACUACAUCAUUCCAUGUGUUAUUUCAUAGUUUUGAUGUAUUCACUAUUAUUCUACAAUGUAGAAAAUAGUAAAAAUAAAGAAAAACCCUUGAAUGAGUAGUUCUAAAACUUUUGACCGUUAGUGUAUAUCUAUAUAUUUUUAACAUGCAGUAUAUAUCCCAGAAAACAGUGAAACCGAGAGAGUAUAAAGAGAAAUUACAAACAUUUCUCUGUUAUUUGUUGUGUGGACAUUGAUAUGAUGCUUUGAGUUGUUUAUGACAUCUCUGAAAUGUUUGAUUAACUCUGAAACAGACCACUGUGUACAUCAAUGGCACAUAUUUUAAUGUUAUCUCCUGCUUACUAUUUCUUCAAUGUUUGUAAUUUCACCCACAAUAUGCAUGUAAAUGGUAAACAUGUCCUGGACAUCUGAUUUGACUCCCAGCUCAUCAUAAUUUAGGUUAUUGGACAAUAAAUUCAGCGAUGGACAGCCACUUUUUGCAUAUUAGUGUUUAAGAGCAUGGUACAGUAUAUCCUUAGUAAGACAUUUUACAUCUCCAUCACGGUUGCGAUCGGGCUGAUAUGCCCUUAACCUGAUUGUGGAGCCUACGCAUAGAUCCCUCAACUAAUUGCUCUUGGCAGCUCCAAAGGUAUUUAACCGGCACUUAACAUCUCACAAAGGUUGUUGAAUGUGAUGCUGGAAUUAAACUCAUCCCCUGUAGAUUAUUGCUCAGCUGGGCCAGUGGAGCGAUAGCUACUGAGCUGGCACGCUGGUUGUUAACACAAAAAAUUAACUCUUCCAGAACGUCAUUUUGCUCCUGCUAGAAAAUGCACCUGAACAUGUAGAGGAAAUAGACAACAGUUGGCAUGCCGGUAUAUUGCUCUCGCUGUCUUGUUUUCUAUUGGAUUAUAUCGAUGGUUCUAAGAUGAUUGUACUUGUGUAAGGAAUGUUGUGUUAGAGGAAAGCUGUCAUGUUACGUUUUCAGGAUCUGAAGAUUGCUCAGUGGAUGUCAGUUUUAGGACAUUCAACCCUAAGAGCAACUAACCAGAUGUCCUUGGGAAUUGAAACCACUGAAUGAACUUGAACAUGGUAACACUUUGUUGCAGAAAUCGACAAAGGAGGGUGUGGGGAUCCUGGCAUCCCGGCCUACGGCAGAAGAUCGGGGGAGCGUUUUUUACACGGCGACAUGCUGACGUUCGAGUGUCAGGCGGCCUUUGAGUUGGUCGGCGAGAGAACGAUAUCAUGCCAGCAAAACAACCAGUGGUCUGGAAACAAACCCAGCUGCUUGUGUAAGACUCCAUUUCAAAAUGUAUGACUUUAAUUAACAGCGCUCUCAUUUAGAUAUAUCCAUCUGAUACACCUACAUAGUCCCAACAGUCUGAAGGAAGGUGGUAUGACUAUACCCCCUGACACAUGUAAAGCCGUCAUCAUCUCUGGGAUUUGUUGUCGCUUGGUCAACACUCCCCACUGUCCAUUUUGGAGCUAUACAAUUCAAAGAUCAUUACUCCCGUCAUUUAGACAUUGCUCACUGAGCUUAUGAAUUACAGUUUCUAUACAGAGGCCUCAAGAGUUUAUUUUUUAUUUAAAGUAAGAGCUUCUGUUGCAGGUAAGUCUGUAUUGUUAGUUAGUAGAGUUCAAUAUUUUCAGUUCACCCUCUCUCUGGCAUGCAGGCUGACACCAGGGUUAAGCAGCUAUACAGCCAAGGGCAGUCAGCUCUUGGUUGAUAGCCUCUCUACUGUCAUGACACUGGGUUAUAUUCUUCCACCUGGUGCAGUUAAUAGAAUGUGUGGCACCUGAAGAAUUCAAAGGAAAGCAUGAUUCCCAACCAUUUCAAACAAAAUGUCUUAUAAAAGAGCUAAUUUAUCUCACUGUGUGCUGCAUCAAAGCAUGAUGGCAGAUCUGUGUGUGUGCCCCUAUCUAUUUUUGCAGUUUCCUGCUUCUUCAAUUUCACCACCCCAUCAGGAAUAAUCCUCUCCCCCAACUACCCCGAGGAGUAUGGGAACAACAUGAACUGUGUGUGGCUUAUUAUCGCAGAGCCAGGGAGCAGGAUUCAUCUAAUUUUCAGCGACUUUGAGGUAGAGCCCCAGUUUGACUACCUCAUUGUGAAAGACGACGGGAUGUCGGAGCCCACCACGUUCGGCACGUUCUCCGGGAAGGAUGUACCCUCUCAGAUAGCCAGCAAUGGACACAUCAUGCGCCUGGAGUUCCAGUCUGACCACUCCAACACUGGGAAAGGAUUUAACAUCACUUAUACAAGUAAAUGGCCCUUCCUUCUAAAGCUAUUUGCGAUUUUGCUAUAUAUUGCAGACUCUGGGCCCCUCACAAUGUCUUCUGUUAUGCAAUUCAGAACUGCCUGUGGCACAAAUACUGAGUCAAGGGGUAUCUAUAGUGUCUUUUCAUAUGUGUUCAAUCAGGUAUACUCUUACAAGGGAAGUUAGGAAUCAGAAUUAUUAACAAAGCACAUUUUAAUGUUAAAGUCUGAUUUCAAUUAGAGGAUCCCUAUCUGAGAAUGGAGACUCAUUAGCUAGAAGUGGGUGGCAUCAUUCUAUUUAACAAUUUGUAUGGCCAUACAAUACAUUACCCUGUGUACAGUCGUGGUCAAAAGUUUUGAGAAUGACACAAAUAUUGGUCUUCACAAAGUUUGCUGCUUCAGUGUUUUUAGAUAUUUUUGUCCGAUGUUACUAUGGCAUACUGAAGUAUAAUUACAAGCAUUCCGUAAAUGUCAAAGGCUUUUAUUGACAAUUACAUUAAGUUUAUGCAAAGAGUCAAUAUUUGCAGUGUUGACCCUUCUUUUUCAAGACCUCUGCAAUCCACCCUGGCAUGCUGUCAAUUAACUUCUGGAACACAUCCUGACUGAUGGCAGCCCAUUCUUGCAUAAUCAAUGCUUGGAGUUUGUCAGAAUUUGUGGGUUUUUGUUUGUCCACCCGCCUCUUGAGGAUUGACCACAAGUUCUCAAUGGGAUUAAGGUCUGGGGAGUUUCCUGGCUAUGGACCCAAAAUGUUGAUGUUUUGUUCCCAGAGCCACUUAGUUAUCGCCUUAUGGCAAGGUGCUCCAUCAUGCUGGAAAAGACAUUGUUCGUCACCAAACUGUUCUUGGAUGGUUGGGAGAAGUUGCUCUCGGAGGAUGUGUUGGUACCAUUCCUUAUUCAUGGCUGUGUUCUUAGGCAAAAUUGUGAGUGAUCCCACUCCCUUGGCUGAGAAGCAACUCCACACAUGAAUGGUCUCAGGAUGCUUUAAUGUUGGCAUGACACAGAACUGAUGGUAGCGCUCACCUUGUCUUCUCCGGACAAGGUUUUUUCCGGAUGCCCCAAACAAUCGGAAAUGGGAUUCAUCAGAGAAAAUGACUUUACCCCAGUCCUCAGCAGUCCAAUCCCUGUACCUUUUGCAGAAUAUCAGUCUGUCCCUGAUGUUUUUCCUGGAGAGAAGUGUCUUCCUCGCUGCCCUUCUUGACACCAGGCCAUCCUCCAAAAGUCUUCGCCUCACUGUGUGUGCAGAUGCACUCACACCUGCCUGCUGCCAUUCCUGAGCAAGCGCUGCACUGGUGGUGCCCCAAUCCCGCAGCUGAAUCAACUUUAGGAGACGGUCCUGGCGCUUGCUGGACUUUCUUGGGCACCCUGAAGCCUUCUUCACAACAGUUGAACCUCUCUCCUUGAAGUUCUUGAUGAUCCGAUAAAUGGUUGAUUUAGGUGCAAUCUUACUAGCAGCAAUAUCCUUGCCUGUGAAGCACUUUUUGUGCAAAGCAAUGAUGACGGCAGGUGUUUCCUUGCAGGUAACCAUGGUAACAGAGGAAGAACAAUGAUUUCAAGCACCACCCUCUAUUUAAAGCUUCCAGUCUGUUAUUCUAACUCAAUCAGCAUGACAGAGUGAUCUCCAGCCUUGUCCUAGUCAACACUCUCACCUGUGUUAACGAGAGAAUCACUGAUAUGAUGUCAGCUGGUCCUUUUGUGGCAGGGCUGAAAUGCAGUGGAAAUGUUUUUUGGGGAUUAAGUUCAUUUUCAUGGCAAAGAGGGACUCUGCAAUUAAUUGCAAUUCAUCUGAUCACUCUUCAUAACAUUCUGGAGUAUAUGCAAAUUGCCAUCAUAAAAACUGAGGCAGCAGACUUUGUGAAAAUUAAUAUUUGUGUCAUUGUCAAAACUUUUGACCACGACUGUAGACAAAUCUAUGUUUUCCCUAUAAUUAAAACCAGCAACAUCCCAUUUUAAUUAUUAUUAAUUAUAUUACGUUUGAUUAACUGGUCAAUAUAUAAGUUACCUAUGAAUUCAAUGAAUUCAAUGAAAAGAUUUCACACAGAUGACAUUAUGACAAAUGAAAUACUAAUUUGGCCCUUUUCUCUCAAUACUACACUGUUUAAAGGGGCCUUGGGAAUGUUUGUCAUUUUAAUAAUUUACAAUCCUAACAUUUUAAUGCAUAUUUUCAUGCAAAUUUGUCUGUCCAGUUGGCCUCCAACAUUUUUUAUCUGUAAACACGAGAUAAGAAAAACAAUAAUACUGCAAGGCAAUUCCGAACCUUGAAGGUAAACAUUAAAUAUAUUUGCCCUUUUCUGCUGAUAAUUUAGAGACAUUAUCAUGAAACAGUAAACAGUAAUGGUAGAGGUCUGUUCAUGUUCUCUGCCUCGAAAUACACUCUGUAGCACAAAAAUAUUGAACUGAUCCAGCUGUGCCCAGUGUUAAUGGAAUUAUGCUUGUGCCAUACUGAGCUGAAAUUAGGUCUGAGUAUUGCUGUCCCCAGUUCCUGUUUGCUAUCUCUAGGACACAUUCUGUUCUUGAACUCUCCUGGCCGGGUAGACUAUGUAGAGACAUGUCUCUCCGCAGAUCCUGGAUUUCUUUGGAGGAAGAGUAACAGAGGCAGGCUGCAGUGGUGGGAAAGGUUAAUGAAAUGGAGGAGGAUGUUGUUACCGUUCUUAUUCCGCAUAUCCAUCUGCAUCCAGGGGCGUCAUGCACCCCAAAAAUCUGAAGGGGCACAAAGUAUGUGAGGAUGGCUGGGGGAGGUGGUCUGGAGGGGGGCUAUUCAUUGGUAGUUCUUUUUUUAAAGAAACUAAAUAUGCUUCUCUGCAUCUCUGCUAAAAUCUUGGUAAAAGAUUGAAAGGAAUGUCAGUCUUAUUUAGUAUAUUUAGUUAUUACUUGUUCUAAAGUCUACCAACCUUGCCAGCAGGCAUUCCAGCUAAGAUAGUUAGACAAGCUAGCAACUCUAACUUGAUUGAUAGCCAGAAAUGGCUUAUUGGUAGCUAGUUAUGACGUUGGGAGAUUGGGAACCUGUCUGGGCUAGCUAAAGCCAACUUCAUAAAAUAUUACCCCAUAAAGUAUUACCCCAAAAAAUAAUAAAAAUAAAUAAAAUAUUCCUCUGCCUGCACCCGCUGGACCCUCCUGUCACGGUGGGAGAGUGACUAAGACAGGGAUGGUUUUUUGUCGUGGAGGUGUCAGCCAUGUGAUGGGGAUGGCGGGGGAGUGACUAAGACAGGGAUGUGUUUUUGGCGUGGAGGUGUCAGCCAUGUGAUGGGGAUGGCGGGGGAGUGACUAAGACAGGGAUGUGUUUUUGGCGUGGAGGUGUCAGCCAUGUGAUGGGGAGGCGGGGGAGUGCCUAGUACAGGGAUGUGUUUUUGGCGUGGAGGUGUCAGCCAUGUGAUGGGGAUGGCGGGGGAGUGACUAAGACAGGGAUGUGUUUUUGGCGUGGAGGUGUCAGCCAUGUGAUGGGGAUGGCGGGGGAGCCUGUGGUGUGGCAACACAAUAGCACCAUGGAACUGGUGUGUCACCGUGUCAGGAGGAGAGGGACAUGUCUUCCAAUCUGGUGUGGGGAGUCACUGUCAGCGAGCAGGCGUGUAUUGACAAUGAGGCAGGGAAAUGAAAGUGUUGCCUUCAUGGCGUCAGUCUUCGCCACUGUGCUGUGUUCAUGUUGUUGCCUGAUUAGCAUCUAUUCUCAAUUAGUAAAUAAUUAACCAGGUUUUCAUAAUGUUCUCUGGGAUAAGACACAUGAGUUAAAUGUGACACCGAAUCCAGUUUGAUAUCUUCUUAUUGAUUAAAAAACAACAGCACAGAAAACACUGAAAUCACUGAAAAACACUGAAACCAGUUUUAUUUUCCUCUCUAGCAUUUGGUCAGAAUGAAUGCCACGACCCCGGCAUCCCUGUCAAUGGCCAGCGGUAUGGGGAGCACUUCUUGCUGGGGAGCUCCGUGCUCUUCACAUGUGAUGAAGGCUUCAUCAAAACCCAUGGGUCUGAAUCCAUAACCUGCAUCAUUCAGGAUGGAAACGUAGUGUGGAAUGCAGCAGUUCCUCGGUGUGAAGGUACUGUA
This is a messenger RNA of Coregonus sp. 'balchen', 23398 nucleotides long. Lineage: Eukaryota; Metazoa; Chordata; Actinopteri; Salmoniformes; Salmonidae. The record is from the annotation of a GenBank genome assembly.